Armigeres subalbatus is the source of this 2978-nucleotide messenger RNA. RefSeq names its product heterogeneous nuclear ribonucleoprotein 87F-like. The coding region runs from base 257 to 1348 and encodes 363 amino acids. Lineage: Eukaryota; Metazoa; Arthropoda; Insecta; Diptera; Culicidae. The record is from RefSeq and is a predicted model, not a curated record. Gene Ontology annotation, molecular function: mRNA 3'-UTR binding. Gene Ontology annotation, cellular component: catalytic step 2 spliceosome. Gene Ontology annotation, biological process: mRNA splicing, via spliceosome. The transcript has 5 exons.
GACGACGGCUCACUUCGGUUUCGGUUUUCGUUCGGUGAGGUUCGUUUGCGGUUGAAGUCCGAUUUUGACGCGUGUGUUUUUUUCUGGGUCCUAAAAAAGUGCAGUUUGGUGCAAAUAAAAUCGCUAUUCCCUUCGAUUGUGACCGGAAAAGCCAGUGCAUUUUGAAGAAUCUGCAUAACAUUUGCAGGAAAGGAACAAAUCAGUACCGAUUACCACAGGUAUUUUCCGGGUUUUUCUCUAAAUUUUAUAAGCCGCAAUGAGCGAAAAGGAGCACCAACAAAAUGGCGAUCACCAGAACGGAGAUGAGGAAAUCCGCGAACCGGAGCACAUGCGCAAGCUGUUCAUUGGCGGUCUGGACUACCGCACCACCGAUGAAACCCUAAAGGCCUACUUCGAGAAGUGGGGCAAAGUGGUGGACGUGGUCGUCAUGAAGGAUCCCAAGACCAAGCGCAGCCGCGGUUUCGGUUUCAUCACCUACUCCAAGCCGUACAUGGUGGACGAGGCGCAGUCCAAGCGGCCGCAUAAGAUCGAUGGGCGCGUGGUGGAACCGAAGCGUGCCGUUCCCCGGCAGGACAUCAACCGGCCGGAGGCUGGGGCCUCGGUCAAGAAGCUGUUCGUCGGUGGUCUGCGGGACGAUUUCGACGAGGAACACCUGCGGGACUACUUCACCACGUUCGGCAAUGUGAUUUCGGCGUGCAUCGUUACCGAUAAGGAGAACGGCAAGAAGCGUGGAUUCGGAUUCGUGGAGUUCGACGAUUACGAUCCCGUGGACAAAAUCAUUCGUAAUGCAAAGAGCCACUCCAUCCAGAACAAGAUGUUGGACGUGAAGAAAGCCUUACCCAAGCAGGAGAUGGAACGAUUCAAAUCCGACGGUGGCCGUGGAGGAGGUGGCAGCGGUGGUGCCUGGGGUGGCCAGCAACGCGGUGGAGGCCCGUCCCAGGGAGGUUGGGGACAGGGUGGCUGGGGACAGAACCAGCGCGGUGGUCAGAGCGAGUGGGGCAGUGGUGGAUUCCAGCAGCAGGGUGGCUUUAACAACGGCGGCUAUGGAAACGGUGGCGGCUACAACCAGGGUGGAAACUGGGGCAGCCAGGGUGGAAACCCAUGGGACCAGGGUGCCCAGCAGGGUGGUUGGGGAAGCCAAAGCGGCGGCUGGGGCCAGGGAGGCGGCAAUUUUGGCAACGAUUUCGGAAACAACUACCAGCAAGGAUAUAGUGCCGGUCCGAUGCGCACCGGUGGCUACCAGAACCAGCGGUCGGCGCCAUACGGUAUGGAGUCGUAUGAUGGUAACCAAGGUGGCUUCGGUGGAAGCGGUGGCGGCUACAAUGCUGGAGGCAACCGGCGGUACUAGACGAUUUCCGGGAUUCAACCUGACUGAGAGAGGCUGGGACGCACGCGCUAUUGUAUGAGGUUUUGCAAAGAACAGAGAGAAACAGAGAGACAGAGUACAGAAGGUCAGAAUCAGUCGAAUAGAGAAAAGGUGAAGGUCUAAUAGGCGUGUGAGAAAUAAGAGGAAGAAGCCAAAAGAUGAAGGAGUAUGAAGUGAGCACAGGAAGGAGAAGAAUUCAUAUUUGUUUUAUUAAGCUAACCAAGGAAGAGAAAACACAACCAGAAACACAAGUAUAUAGACAAAUCAUUCAACAGGAGGACGCAGACAGCAGCAUGAGGAAGAGAAGUGAUUUUUAUUGACAGAAGCAGAAGAAUCUUUAGUGAGAAGGAUAAAAUCUUUGAGGGUGUGAGAAGAGUUGGAGCAAAAAAGAAACGAGGAAAGCAGCCAGGAUAAGAUUGCCAGUCUAAGACGAAAAGGUAUAACCAUCCCAAUAAGAAGUAUGCUCACUCCGCAAUGACUGCGUCCACGGCAAGGCUUAGAGCGAUAGAUGAGUACGAGGAGGUUUAUUUCUUGGGCUGAUGAUUAAUACCCAGCGAAGCUUUUUCUACGACGUUCCUCACUCCCCUCUGGACUCGUUACAGUCCAAGUCCAUGAUGAGAAUAUUCCUAUGAUUCUUCAUACAACAAUAGAUCUCCGACCCAUUAUUAUCCUUCGUAUAUUAGGAUAAUCGGGCAGCAAUUUUCCCUCUCACGCAAUUUUCUUCGUUUGCAAGAAUGAUAAUGUUUUCAUUUUAUUUAUGGUGGAAAUAAUAACAGAAAUAAAACACGCGGAAACGUAUUAAACGAUAUCUAGUGUUAGAGAUAUUUAAGAAUCAGUUGUAAGAGGAAUUUAACUUUUUCUCGCAAUAUACACAGCAUAUAAUAAAUGACUAUUAUAAACAGAACAAAGCAUAGUAAAGGAAUGCCUAGGUAAGCAACCAAAAUCGUAAAAAUCGUCCAUCACAGAGAAUAUACACUUCAAAAGGUAAACAAACUGAAAAACUAAUCACUAAGGGAAAUCAACAGAUGGUAGACAGAACUUUUACCCGGAGGGAGGGAAAGCCAAGCACCUCAUCAUCUGUACAUAAUUUCGGAAUUCUUCUAUCUUAUUACUGUUCCCACUCCCAAUCGUGCCGCGGAAUUCCUUCAGAGAUAUGAUUUUUUUUACAGUUUGUUGGAUUUUUACGAAUGCCACACUCACCUGUGGAAUGGUUUUAUUUUAGUAUUUCUCAACAAGUUGUUUCUUAAUUUUGUUUCAGUUCGACUGAUAUUUUUUUAAAACUUUUUACCCCUCCUUGUCUCCUGCUUUGUAGUCAUAGAAGUUUAAUCGGACAGACAUUACAAACUGAGUGAAUAAUAACAAAAUUUUCCCAAAAUUCGUAGUUUCUCGAUACGAGAAAAAAAGAAUCUUAGUAUAAGGAAAGUCAUGUGUUGUAGCAAAAGUAAAAGCAGUCAAAGAAACUGAACAAACUAUCUGUACUAACAAUUGUAGAGGAGAUGAAACAGCAAAUUAAGAUUUAAUCAACUAAAUGUUCAAAUCAAAUAAUUUUCAAGAUAGUAAAGGAAACAAAAAAAAAACAAGUAUAGUAAGAGAUCAUAAAAACUCUAAACAA